AUGCGGUACUGUCUCUUUAAGAGUCGGCUUGCACAGGGAGAAGUGGAAAUGAGUUGUAGGCCACGCCCACGCCCAUCUGGCACUGACUGAAAUACUACUAGUCAUGCAAAGUUGAGUUGCAUUUAAAUGCUUAAAAUACAUUUUAUAAACGUUAAAAGAGAGAGAGGCAGAGAGCGCGCAACAGUGUGGGCUGGGACUGGCUAAUUGGGUUGUUUGUGAUACAAGUAGCAACACAAGUCGAGGUCUGUGAAUUAGCAGUGUGUGUUGGAUUGCUAUGAAGAACAUGACUCUGAGGCGGCUGAAGCAGUUAAGCCGCAAGGAAGAGGAGUGGGGGAGCGCCACGGACCGGGAUGUGUACAGUGCGGGGAAGAAUGAGAUUUACCAGCCGGCUUCGGAGACAUUCAAAACCCUGGAUUCGUACAAAAACACCUCCGACGUUUACAACUACAAAACGCUGGCUUACUCCGGAGGAACGCUGCCCAGGAAUCACAGGAAGGGGGCAUCUUUGAAGUGGAAAUCUCUGACUCACUCGCCUGCACAGCAGAGGAAAAUUAUUAUCCUGGAGAAGGAAGACAAUGAAACGUUUGGCUUUGAAAUCCAGACGUACGGCCUGCACCACCAGAAUGAAAACUCGCUGGAGAUGUGCACAUUUGUGUGCAAGGUGCACGACCACAGCCCUGCCCAUGCAGGAGGGCUCAAAGUUGGAGACACCAUUGCCAGUGUGAACGAUGCCAGCGUGGAGGGUUACAAGCACAAGGAGAUGGUGGAGCUCAUCCGCUCAGCUGGAAACUACAUCAGGCUGGAAACUGUGUACGGAGAUUCGAUCAGGAAAGCCGAACUGGAGACCAGAUUACAGUAUUUAAAGCAAACCCUUCAUGAGAAGUGGGGAGAGUACAGGUCCUUAAUGGUGCAGGAACAGAGACUAGUUCACGGGAUUGUUCUGAAUGACCCUGCCAUGUAUGAAACGCUGGAGUCGGUGAGAGCCUGCAUCUACGGCACCAGCAGUGGAACCAAACCCAUCCCGUCCCCGAGUCCAGCCUCUGAUCGGCAGCUCUACUCCACCGGGAGGGAGCCCAUGCAGCACCCCGUCCCGUCCUCGAGUCCAGCCUCCCAUCAGCAGCUCUACUCCACCGGGAGGGAGCCCUUGCAGCACCCCGUCCCAUCCCAGAGUCCAGCCUCCCAUCGGCAGCGCUACUCCACCGGGAGCCCCUGCAGCUCAACCAGCUGUGUGAGGAGCAGCACAGUGGAGAGCGAGGACGCGCUGUAUCAAACCUGCUUCUUCGAGGAGGGGAUCCACAACUCCGUGGGGGACAAGGGGAAGCAGCCGGGGGUCCCGUGCAAAAAGGGACUGAGCGACCUGUUCAGCACGACCAAGAGCAGCCUGAGCAGGAGCGCCAGCACCAGGAGCUACCAGACCCGAUCCUGGGACAAAACCAGCAACAGCAGCAGCAGCAGCAGCCAGAGCAACUAUGGCUCCCUGCCACGUAAAAAGAAGCAGAAGAGCUUCCGCAGCACAUUCUUAAAGUUCAUCCCAGGACUCAAUCGCUCUCUGGAAGAGGAAGAAAGCAAAUUUUAGCUGCUUUUUUUUCUGGUUUUUAUUUUUUUGGUAAACCUUUUAAAGUUGUGGUUUUUUUUUUUUGGUUUUUUUUAAACAAUUUUAAGUUAUUUAUUUAUUUGUUUUUUUGGUUGUAAAUAGUUUCUUUAAAAACAAUGUUCAAAAGAGGGAUGCCAACACACGU
Acipenser ruthenus (sterlet) is the source of this 1739-nucleotide messenger RNA. Its product is annotated as general receptor for phosphoinositides 1-associated scaffold protein. Bases 275 to 1576 code for a protein of 433 amino acids. Gene Ontology annotation, molecular function: protein binding. Lineage: Eukaryota; Metazoa; Chordata; Actinopteri; Acipenseriformes; Acipenseridae. The record is from RefSeq and is a predicted model, not a curated record. The transcript is spliced from 8 exons.